This is a messenger RNA of Penicilliopsis zonata CBS 506.65, 3880 nucleotides long. RefSeq lists its product as hypothetical. NCBI's taxonomy places the organism in Eukaryota, Fungi, Ascomycota, Eurotiomycetes, Eurotiales, Aspergillaceae. The record is from RefSeq and is a predicted model, not a curated record. Gene Ontology annotation, biological process: mitochondrial DNA replication. Gene Ontology annotation, molecular function: DNA binding; DNA-directed DNA polymerase activity; 3'-5' exonuclease activity. The coding region runs from base 146 to 3571 and encodes 1141 amino acids. The transcript is spliced from 2 exons. Gene Ontology annotation, cellular component: mitochondrion; gamma DNA polymerase complex.
GAUUGAGAUUCAACGCGCACCAUCACAGGCUGCAGAAUCGCCUUCCAGCAGAACAAGCAGACUCUGUUGCUGUGGCUGCAGCACCGUGCUGCGAUAACUUACGCUACCAUGUCCUAGAUGCAACGCUGUCUCUUUUCAAUACAGAAUGGUUUGGAAAUGCGUCCACGCUCCUUGUUCUGGGGUGGUCGCACGACCUUGUUCACGAUUCGGAAGACUACGGUCUCUUCUCCCUACACGUUCGGAGUCCUGGACCUUGCUCGCUAGGUACCAUGCUAGAGAAUACUCAUCGGUUGGUGGUGGUAGUGAAUCACGCUUGCGAUCGCUUUCUGUUCCGUCGACCGCCAGGUUCAAUGAAAUCGGGGUGCAGCAGUUGAGCGAACAUGUUUACGCGCAGAUCUUCCGUGGGAAGUCUCGGCCACCAGACCCGAAUCUGGUGGCUCUAUCGAAGGAUCAUUUGUCUAGACAUGAUCUGCUCGGCAAGUCUCAAGAUGCGUCAGAUCCUAUCGCAUUCGAUUUUCCCCCGCUGCAGGGCCACACCAUGGAUGAACAUUUUUUCAAGCUGGGGAUGGAUUCAUCGGAGCCGUACCUGGGCUAUGCAAAGUCUUACAUGGCGGUCAACUCUCCUCCGAAGCCGCGAAGAUGGGUUAAACGGAGCGGGUGGACCAAAUAUCACAGCGACGGCACCUGGGAACCAGUCGAUGCCCCGAACGAGUCGAUGCUGACGUUCGAUACGGAGGUUAUGUGGAAGGAACACUCCUUUGCGGUCAUGGCAUGCGCCGUCAGUCCUACGGCUUGGUACGCCUGGUUAUCGCCAUGGCUGCUGGGGGAAUCAGAAAACACAACGCAACUGGUUCCUCUCGGCGAUCCCCUGCAGCCUCGGAUUGUAGUUGGACACAACAUUGGUUACGACCGGGCUAGGGUACUGGAAGAGUAUGACUUGAAGCAAAGCUGCAAUUUUUUCCUCGACACCAUGUCUCUCCAUGUAGCCGUGAAUGGAAUGUGCUCCCAGCAGCGACCAACAUGGAUGCGGCACAAGAAGAAUAGGGAUCUGCGCGACAAGAUUGCCAAUGAGAGCAACUCUGUCGAGCUAGCUGCGAUGAUUGAGCACAAGCUGCUCAGCGACGAAGAGGAAGAAUUGUGGGUCGGGAGGAGUUCUGUUAAUUCCCUUCGCGAUGUGGCCAAGUUUCACUGUGAUGUCGCUAUCGACAAAGCCCAGAGAGACUUCUUUGGCGAACUGGAUCGACCUGGCAUUCUCGAGAGGCUGGAGGAGCUCCUGGAUUAUUGCGCAGCAGAUGUGGCCAUCACCCAUCGCGUUUUCAAGAAGGUGUUCCCGAACUUCCUCGAGGUCUGUCCGCAUCCUGUGAGUUUCGGGGCGCUCAGACACCUCUCUACCGUUAUCCUCCCUGUGAACCAGAAUUGGCAGGAGUAUAUCACCAAUGCCGAAGCAACAUAUCAUCAACGACUCAACGACGUCCAAAAUAGACUGGUUGAAUUAUGCGACGAGGCUUUGAAAGUAAAGGCCGAACCCGAAAAGUACAUGAAUGACCCAUGGCUACAGCAGCUGGACUGGUCUGGCCAGGAGAUCAAAAUGGUCAAGGGUAAAAAGAAAGGCGAUCCACCACGCCCGGCUGCGCGACAGAAGAAACCAGGCAUGCCGCAGUGGUAUAAGGAUUUAUUCGCAUCAAGCAAUGCGGAUAUUGGUCUGACUGUUCGGACAAGAAUUGCACCAAUUCUACUGAAGCUUUCCUGGGACGGCCAUCCAUUGAUCUGGUCCGAUAAGUUUGGCUGGACGUUCAAAGUUCCGCUUCAUCAGGUGAAGCUUUACGAGAACCAACCCGUUGUCAUUUGCGAUAUGUCUGAAGAAACGAACUUGAGUCUGCGGGAUGACAGGAGACAUGCAUAUUUCAAGCUCCCUCACAAGGACGGGCCGCAGGCUCGUUGUACCAAUCCACUGGCAAAAGGGUACCUCCAACACUUUGAACGCGGAACACUCUCCUCCCAGUAUGCUCUUGCCAAAGAAGCCUUGGAGAUGAACGCUUCCUGCUCUUAUUGGAUCAGCGCGCGAGACCGCAUCAUGAGCCAAAUAGUUGUGUACGAAAAUGAUCUGCACCACAAGCCAUCAAGGGAGGUAGGCCCUCCAAGCCUGGGCUAUAUCCUGCCACAGGUAAUUCCGAUGGGUACCAUCACCCGACGAGCGGUGGAAAAUACGUGGCUCACAGCCAGCAACGCCAAAGGGAACCGUGUAGGUUCUGAGCUGAAAGCCAUGAUCCAGGCUCCGCCAGGCUACGUUUUCGUUGGAGCCGAUGUCGACUCUCAAGAGCUGUGGAUUGCCAGCUUGAUAGGUGAUGCUCAAUUUCAGUUACAUGGAGGCAACGCUAUCGGGUUCAUGACUUUGGAAGGGUCCAAGGCGGCAGGCACUGAUAUGCAUUCCCGUACCGCAAAGAUUCUGGGCAUUUCACGAAAUGAUGCAAAGGUCUUCAACUAUGGACGUAUCUACGGCGCUGGCGUCAAAUUUGCCGCGACUCUGCUGCGCCAGUUCAACCCAUCUUUGACGGAGAGACAGACCCAGGAGAUUGCUAGCAAUCUAUAUAAAGAAACUAAAGGGGCUCGUACGACCCGUCGCGUUUUGAACGAGAACCCUUUCUGGCGAGGAGGUACCGAGUCAUUCGUGUUCAACAAGCUAGAAGAGUUUGCAGACCAAGAAAGGCCUCGAACACCCGCUUUAGGGGCCGGUAUUACGGAGGCUUUAAUGAGACGGUUCAUCAACAAGGGCAGCUUCAUGACUUCGCGGAUCAACUGGGCCAUCCAGUCUUCUGGCGUCGAUUACCUUCACCUUCUUAUUAUCUCGAUGGACUUUCUCAUUCGUCGAUUCAAUAUCAAUGCUCGUCUGGCGAUUACAGUCCAUGAUGAAAUCAGAUACCUGGUCAAGGAUGAGGACAAGUACCGUGCGGCAUUGGCAUUGCAGAUCGCCAAUGUCUGGACACGCGCCAUGUUCUCCCAACAGGUUGGCAUUGAUGAUCUUCCUCAAUCUUGCGCUUACUUCUCCGCUGUCGAUAUCGACCACGUCCUGCGAAAGGAGGUGGAUAUGGACUGUGUGACUCCUUCACACCCCCACAAAAUCCCUCACGGCGAGUCCCUUGAUAUCAGUCAGUUGCUGGAAAAAGGUCAACAAGCACUUCUCGACCCUUCUAUUGUUCCUCUCUCUACACCAACUCCUGAAAAAUACUCGUACACGCCUCGUCCUUCUGUCAUGUCAUCGCUUCAAUCCUCCGAUUCCUCGGCCUUCAUCAAGGCACAAAUCACCAAAGAUGACAAAGAGCUUCGUGAAAUCAUUAAGGACUUAGGCAAAGCCAAUGCCGCUACCCCUCCCUCUUCCUCUUCCUCUUCUCGAUCUUCGACUAGAUAUUCCAAGUCAGCAUCAUCGCCGUCGGCCCAGCCUCAACGCGCUAUCCUGAUGGAUGUACAACCGAGUCUAUAUCAAGACUUCCGACAUAUUGCGCCAAGCAACAAACCGUCCCAAUACACCGUGAACCGCUACUCCCCCAAAUCUCGGCCUUCUGCACGCACCUGAUCCGCCUUUUAUUUUUCGCCCUUGACACAUUCACAAUGUGUUCUAUCAUCCGGAUGAUCAUCUGCCGAGUACCAUAUGAUAUCAUGGAUAUUUCGUUUGUUAACUACGAUUCUGCAUUGUAUUAUUGUCCAAAACCCUUGAAUGAAGCAUUUGGAUGGCGUCUGUUUGUGUCUUGAAUGGUGUGGCUGGGAGAAACGAAACUUAUAUGGAACGGGGUGGCUGUAUAUGACAGGAAAUCUACACUUUGGAUUUAGAUUUCAUAGCUAGUAGCACUAGGAGCUACUCAUUCAUAUUUAUAAUGCAAGUAUU